AUGAUCAAGACUAUCGGGUUAUCAUCGGUGGGGGUAACCAAGACCUCUGGCGUGGGGCCUUUCGCAGCAGAUCCACUUCGCUUCAUCUACUAUUUGGUUCAUGGCGCCAACGAUAGUCCGGCAAGCCCAGAGCGCAUAAAGGAGUCAUCCAACUUCCGGUGGUCGGCUGUGUACCCAGCUCAUUUGAUAGUGUCGAGCUCAACUAGGACAGCUUUCUAUUCCGACAUGACUUUAAGCCGUGUUAGCGCGUCUUGGAAAGAUGAACGGGAAUUAGAUGGCCGGGCCGAGGAACGGAUAGACUGUGCAGGAAGCAUUGGUCGCUAUUUUAUCAUGUGCAUUGGCUGGAGCAAAAGGGAGGCCAACUCUCGGUCUCCUGAGGAAGUGCAGGGCCAAACUAAGGGAGGCACAGGACCGAGAGAAGUGCACGCACUUCACUCGACAACUUCGAUGAAUAGACCGCCCCAGAUCAAGCAGUCCCCUUCCAGUCGAUGGAGUGGAUGCGACACCUACGCCACGUUUACCGGCCAAAUGCUUUAUUCCAUCCGUCCAACAUACGCACUAGGUGACUUGAAUCACGGCCUGGCUCAGGGGACGAAACCGGUCACGCAUGAGGAAGACUUCAACGCACAUGGAUUGGAGCACUUGAUUCAUGGCAUAUCGGGGUUCAGUAUGAUGGCAGGAAUAGUAGUGCUUUACAAGGAGCCUUGCACAUCUGACCCUAUCUGGGUGACGGGUCGUGGGUGUCCUAUUCCGAAGUAUAAGGGCACUUACCAUACUUGGAACGCUCAAUCUCAACUGGGGCUGAGAAAAAAGAAAAACUGA
This is a messenger RNA of Aspergillus niger, 822 nucleotides long. RefSeq lists its product as hypothetical. The record is from RefSeq and is a predicted model, not a curated record. Lineage: Eukaryota; Fungi; Ascomycota; Eurotiomycetes; Eurotiales; Aspergillaceae. The coding region runs from base 1 to 822 and encodes 273 amino acids. The transcript has 9 exons.